GACCUUAAAAUAUCCAAAAUCCAUAAAGUUAAAAAAAUGAGAAAUAUAUCCAACGAACAAAACCUAAAAAAAAGUUGCAGACAGCGAGGAAUCGAAAGAAAUUAACGAAAUCUAGGGUUUCAACAUCCUCAUUCGUCUUCUUCCCCCAGUUUGGAUGCUCUUGCCUCCUCCCCAAACCCAUGAAAUCCACGUGGGAAAGGUCCGUGAAGCGGAAGCUCGACGAGAUCGAGGGCCGCGAGCGCGUGUCGAGGUUGAGAACGAGGUCUCAGCCCUUCGCGAAACCCUAAUUCGCCAGCAGCAGACGAUCGAAGAUCUGAGCGAGGAGCUCGAGGAGGAGCGGAGCGCCGCCUCGACGGCGGCGAACGAGGCGAUGUCGAUGAUACUCCGCCUUCAGCGAGAGAAGGCGGAGAUUCAGAUGGAGUUUAGGCAGUUCAAGAGGUUCGCUGAAGAGAGAAUGGCUCACGAUCAGCAGGAGCUCGUUGCCCUAGAUGAUCUCGUGUUCAAACGAGAGCAGAGCGUCCAGGCCCUCGCUUGCGAGAUCAAAGCCUACAAGCACCGUCUCAUGAGCUAUGGGAUCGACGCGAUCGAUCUCGAGCCCGAAAUCCCCGAAACCCCUCAAAAUUUCGACUUUCCAGAUUAUGAUUACCCUCCAUUGAGGUGCACGGUCCCUGGUGAGAAUUACGGUGAUGAUCACGAAAGCUCGGUUCUUGAGAAGUACACGCCGACGGCUCUGUAUCAGUUGCAGAAUUUGGAGACUAGGAUUUACGAGAUGGAGGCAGAGAAAGAGGAAUUUAACGAUAAUGAGGAUGUCGAUGAGGAGGUGGAGGAAGAAGAAGAGGAUAAUGGUGGGGACCACCUCUCGGACGAUGAGGAGAGCGCUAGGGUUUACACAAUUGAUGCAGUUCAUGCAGUGCCCACUGUUGAGACGAGCAAUGAAGAAGAAGCAGAACAGGAUGUGGAAAUGGUAAGAGAAGAGAGUUUCGAGGAUAAAAGGGAGAAUGUCGUUGAGGCUGGAGAGAUAAAGAAAUUAUAUACAAGGCUACAGGCUCUUGAGGCUGACCGAGAGUCGAUGAGGCAGGCCAUUAUAUCAAUGAGAACGGAAAAAGCUCAGCUUUUGCUUCUCAAGGAGAUUGCUCAGCAGUUGUGUAAGGAGGUGACGCCGGAGAGGAGGAUAGUGAAGAAGCCAUCUUUGAUUUCUAACUUCUCAUUUGUGGCUGUGAUUAAGGAUAUAGCAAAAGGUGCUGAGAACAUGUCCAUAAUUGUGGGUAUUGUCCUUCAUUUUCUGGAGAAAGAAAGCAUCUCGAAGCAAGUACUCAUUUGGACUAUCAAACAACAAUGUUGGUUUAUUGCUCCUUUUAGAUAGAUCUCCUCGUGUGAAUCACUGGCAAUAUCUCUCAAGUACUCGGGAAUGAUCACAUUUUUCUUGCAUGUGAUCGAGCCUUUAUAAUCUGAGAUUGCUCUUGAUGCUGUAAAUAAGGAAAUGGAAAUUUACUGUACGAUGUAUUUGGUGACAUUCUUUUACGAUUUUCCACGUGUCUCUGUAUUUGUUUGUUAUUUGACCAAAUAUUUAUUCGGCUUUGAUAUA
Asparagus officinalis (garden asparagus) is the source of this 1585-nucleotide messenger RNA. Its product is annotated as myosin-binding protein 7. The transcript is spliced from 4 exons. The record is from RefSeq and is a predicted model, not a curated record. The coding region runs from base 155 to 1363 and encodes 402 amino acids. NCBI's taxonomy places the organism in Eukaryota, Viridiplantae, Streptophyta, Magnoliopsida, Asparagales, Asparagaceae.